This is a messenger RNA of Trichophyton rubrum CBS 118892, 2625 nucleotides long. RefSeq lists its product as uncharacterized. Gene Ontology annotation, molecular function: protein binding. The record is from RefSeq and is a predicted model, not a curated record. Lineage: Eukaryota; Fungi; Ascomycota; Eurotiomycetes; Onygenales; Arthrodermataceae. The transcript is spliced from 7 exons. Gene Ontology annotation, biological process: protein deubiquitination. Bases 40 to 2436 code for a protein of 798 amino acids. Gene Ontology annotation, cellular component: nucleus; cytosol.
CACAUCCAAAGAGCAAGCAAGACAGCGUGCAAGGCAGAGAUGGUGCCGGAAAUAACAGACGAGGCGAUUGAGGCCUUCGUCUCGUUCACCAGCGCCUCCAGGGAACGGGCAAUUGCGUUUCUCCAACACAAUAAUGGCGACUCCCAUAGAGCUAUCAAUGCUUACUUUGAAAAUCCAGACGACCCUCUACCGCCGGUCGAGGAAAUUCUACCAAACCCCCUCCCCCGCGAUUUCCACAGCCCAACUCCUCAGAGAUCGUUUGAUAUCGACCGUAUAGAUGUUGGCGGCUUGUCAGCCCCGUCCCGUCCGCCGUCACGAGUCGGUAUCCGUGAGAAGAAGAAUGUAGAGUCUACGACCCAGACGCCGAACACAUUAGGGAACCCGAAUUAUUCGGACGAUUUGAACACUGAUGGCCUUACGUUAGCGGAACGCGAGGAGCACGAGAUGCAGCAUGCGAUCACGGCGUCACUUGGGCACAAUAUUGCGUCUGGAGAACAGGAAUCGGGCGUCACCGCGGCAGAGGGUGCGCAGUUUGGUCCUGCAAAUAGGGAAUACUAUGAUACUGAGCUGUGGGCCUUGACGCUACCUAGUGCUAUUUCUAGGGAGAUAUCUAUUGACCCGGACCCUGAGCUUAGACGGCGGAUAGACGACACGCCUCGAUUUCUUCGACCGGGACCGGAGGCAGACCAUUUCCCUGCCUUUUUGACUAUUCUGCACUCUAUACCAAUAGCCAGGGAAGAGCUCCUUUGGAGAGAUAGGGUGGCUCCAGAUUACGGCAAUGACAGCCAAUGGUGGAAUGGACAGCCGGCUUUGACUACUCUUGAGCAAGCAGAAGCACCAUGGGAGGACGCUGUGCAUGAGACCCAACGGCUAAUGGCCUUUUUGGACCGUUCUCAGCGAGCCUUUGGAAGCGCAGAUGUCCUAUCUGGUCUUCCUUCUCUAAAAUGUUGGAGGGGUGAGGACAGAAUAGCUACGUUCUUAAAGCUUUGGGAGGAAAUCUCGCCCCCCCCGGAAGGGGAAUUGCCCCAAAAAACAUUUUACUCCAGAGGUGUCAAACAGGCACUUUCGGAGGACGAGUGUGCCAAUGAACCAUUCUCAUUGCUAGACCUUUCAAUUGACAGGACCUCUGGAAGGAAUCUAUAUGACCUCCUAGAUGGACAUAUAUGGUGUGAUAUGCCUGGUAAGGAGUUGGACGAUAUCUGGCUAGAAGAAGUUGCACCUGUUUUUACUAUGCGGAUAACCAAUCACGACGGUAACAGGAUUGAUUUGAAAGUCCCUUCUGUUUGGUAUCCUGACCGGUACAUGAAGCAUUGCAAGGAGUUUGCAGUGGAGCUUAGGAGACGUCGUGUUGUUGUUGACGUUGAGCUGGAGAAGUUGGGGGCGAUGGUUGAUCGAUAUCUAUCUAAGAGGGGAAGCAUCUCUGUUGAUACGAUGGUCCAGAAAGUACUUGCUGGAUCUCGGGUGGCUCUGACUGGGCCAUACCAGGUCGAUGGAGCUCCGUCUACCACGCAAGAGGAUGUAGUCGAUUUAAUUGAGAAGUUGAAAACAUUAACGGAGCAGAUUACCCAUAAAAUACAAGAGCUGGAAGAAAGAAAAACGCAAGCCAUUGAGAGUCUCCGGCAGCUAUCCAACUGCUUUACUGGUCAGGCUUCAUCUGCAGAGGAGUCACCAAGACAUAAGUAUACCCUUCGCGGCGUAUGCACGGAGCCGCACAUAUUUUAUGUGCUGAGACCGCGGAAACCGGAAUUGGAUCUAAUGACGGACGAUGUCCCCGACGUACCAGCAACCGAGCAGUGGCAGUGGUGGAGGUUCAGCUUCUCAGUCGAUGAUGCGAAAGUCGGCAGCACCGGAUCUGCGAGCCUGAAACCGUCUAAUCAGAUUGAACCGUCCGCGUCAGGACCGACCAGUAGCAAGCCAGUAUCCAGGGCUACGGUAGCCGAUAACGUGGAUAUCGUUGGGUACACUGCGCGCCCCGUGCGAGAGAUUGAAGUGCUUCAUGCGGCAAAGGAGGAAUCCUCGAGUGUUGUCCUGGUUUAUGCCAACGAAGAGGCCAUGAGCUUCGAGGCUGGGGAACUUCCCGAACCAUUAAAGAACUUCAUCGACAAGGACAAUGAGCUGUUCGAGCAAGAGCUUGCAGAGUUUACUGCCGAAUAUGAAGGAAAGACGAACACGGCUAAACAGGAGGAUCUUCUGAUGAAGGAUAUGACUAACGAUGGCGAGGAGGAAACCGGGGAGAAAGCAGACGUCAAGGGACAAGAGAUGCAAGAACGAGCAGGGCAGCACAGUGCAAGCAUCAUGCCUCCGCCGGGGCUGCCUCGACAGCGAGCUGGUGCUGGUGGCCAGGGGACCUUGAUGGACCAGAUCACGGAGGAGAACGAGCACGACGAGGAUAGUAUGCAGGUUGACGUAGAGACAAGCGCAGCCUCAGCAGCGUAGUCAUAAUAAUAUCCUUCAUAUCCUCUUUGCUUGUAUUUUUAGAUCCAUCAUCCCUUCAUUUCGUGCCUGGCACUUAUCAGUAUUGAGUUCUUCCUAAUCGAGUUAAGGUUCGGUUCCUGGCAAGCAAAAACUGACGUCAAAACAACCAUCGACAACCUGCAAAUUACAACAACAACGACGACGACGACG